Molecule: messenger RNA, 2343 nt
Organism: Gastrolobium bilobum
Lineage: Eukaryota; Viridiplantae; Streptophyta; Magnoliopsida; Fabales; Fabaceae
Product: endoglucanase 6-like
Exons: 9
Coding region: 4-1899 (631 amino acids)
Biological process (GO): carbohydrate metabolic process
Molecular function (GO): hydrolase activity, hydrolyzing O-glycosyl compounds; carbohydrate binding
Source: RefSeq, a predicted model, not a curated record
UCCAUGGAAAAGCUAGUGAAACUCAUUUCCAUGUUUCCUUUGCUUUUGCUUCUGUCCCCACCUUUUGCCUUUGCUGGCCAUGACUACGGUCAAGCUCUGAGUAAGAGCAUUCUCUUCUUUGAAGCUCAGAGAUCUGGUUAUCUUCCCCAUAACCAGAGAGUACCGUGGAGAGCUCAAUCUGGUUUGCAAGACGGCAAGGCAAGCGGGGUAGAUCUAGUUGGUGGGUACUACGAUGCAGGGGACAAUGUGAAAUUCGGGUUACCCAUGGCAUUCACCGUUACAAUGAUGUCAUGGAGCAUCAUAGAAUACGGAAAACAAAUGGGUGCUAGCGGUGAGCUUGGUCAUGCCAUGGAAGCUGUGAAGUGGGGUACUGACUACUUCAUCAAAGCCCACCCUCAACCCAAUGUUCUCUACGGAGAGGUAGGAGACGGGAACAGUGACCAUUACUGUUGGCAAAGGCCAGAGGACAUGACCACAGACCGUCACGCUUACAAGAUCGAUCCGAGCAAUCCCGGGUCGGAUCUCGCCGGAGAAACAGCCGCCGCCAUGGCCGCAGCCUCCAUUGUUUUCCGCCACUCUGACCCUUCCUACGCCAACGAACUCCUCCGCCAUGCCUACCAGUUAUUUGAUUUUGCGGAUAAAUACAGAGGUAAAUAUGACAGCAGCAUUACGGUUGCCCAGAAAUACUACAGAUCCAUCAGUGGCUACAAUGACGAAUUGCUCUGGGCUGCUGCUUGGUUGUAUCAAGCAUCCAACAAUCAGUAUUACUUGGAUUACCUUGGGAGAAAUGGUGACUCCAUGGGAGGAACUGGUUGGAGCAUGACUGAAUUUGGUUGGGACGUCAAGUAUGCUGGAGUUCAGACAUUAGUCGCCAAGUUCCUAAUGCAAGGCAAAGCUGGCCAUUAUGCACCAGUCUUUGAGAGAUAUCAGCAGAAGGCUGAGUAUUUCAUGUGUUCAUGCCUUGGAAAGGGUACUCGCAAUGUUCAGAAGACUCCUGGAGGCCUCAUCUUCCGCCAGAGAUGGAAUAACUUGCAGUUUGUCACAAGUGCCUCCUUUUUAGCAACUGUCUACUCUGACUACCUUGCUUCUUCUGGUAAAUAUUUGGGAUGCGCUUCAGGCAAUGUCCCUCCUGCUGAGCUUCUCUCCCUUGCAAAGUCUCAGGUGGACUACAUUCUCGGGGACAACCCAAGAGCCACAAGUUACAUGGUGGGCUAUGGAAGCAACUUCCCUCAAAGAGUUCACCACCGAGGUUCAUCCAUUGUUUCCAUCAAGGUCAACCCUUCAUUUGUCAGUUGCCGUGGAGGUUAUGCUACUUGGUUUAGCAGCAAAAACAGAGACCCCAAUCUACUUACUGGUGCUAUUGUUGGCGGACCUGAUGCAUAUGAUGACUUUGCUGAUGAAAGAGAUAAUUAUGAGCAAACCGAGCCAGCAACCUACAACAAUGCUCCUCUUAUUGGUAUUCUAGCACGACUAAGUGGAGGUCAUGGCGGCUAUAACCAGCUUCUUCCAGUUGUUCUUCCAGCUCCUAAGCCUGUUGUUACCAAGCCCCAGCCAUCCCCCAAUCCAGAGAUAACUCCAUCUGCAGGAGUUUCUCUUUUAACUUCAUGGUCAGGUCCAAUUUCCAUUGAACAGAAGAUGACCACCUCAUGGGUUGCCAAUGGAAGAACUUAUUACAGAUACUCAACAGUGGUGACUAACAAAUCCACCAAGACUCUCAAGUCUCUCAAUCUUUCAAUAUCCAAGCUUUAUGGUCCAAUCUGGGGCCUCACAAAGUCCGGUGAUUUAUACUCAUUUCCACUAUGGCUCAGCUCAUUAUCAGUUGGCAAAAGCCUUGAAUUCGUUUACAUCCAUUCUGCUUCUCAAGCAGAUGUCUCAGUCGCUAACUACUUAUUGGCCUGAGAUUGAUCAAUUUGGUUACAGUGAGAUGGCAACGGUUUACUGCUGUGUUGUGUAAGACUGUGUAGCUAUACAAAAUGUGCAGUGAAGAAAGGUUCUUUUCAUUUUCCUUUUCCAUUUUGGUGUCAAAUCUUCUUCUUCUCUUGUGUAUUUUGCAUUUCAUUAGGUUAGAUCAAAAUAGGUUGAUUAUAUAAGAUGGAAGGACCGGAGCAGAAAGGAGUGAAGAGACAAUAAGGGAGUGCUCAUCCUCUUUCUUCUCCGCUUUACAACUUAUAGUGAGUGAUACAAGACAGACAGCGAAACAGCGACUGCUGAGAAGUUUAAAAAUAUAUGAACUUCUCAAUAUUUCAGAGAAGAGUCAUCACUUGUAUUUUUCAACAGCUUUGAAUGUCUUUUUGUGUUGUGAUGUUGUAAGCUUUGCAGCAUUUUGUACUCUUGCAUUAAAAU